UGAGGUGUCAGUAGGUGGAAAAGUCCAGAAAAUUAAGAUCCAUUCUGUGAGUAUUUCAUGAAAUUAAUCCUAAUCAGUGCGGCUACAUGAGUUAUAUUUCUGCACUGAAGGGAGAUGAAAUGGUUAAUAGAGGAGUGUUCAUGACCUCUCUGUGUUUGUGCUCCUCCUCUCUCUCUCUCUUUCACACACAGAACCAGGAAGUAACUUGUCAUUUCAGAGAAAACAAAACUGAUCUCUCUCUCUCUCUCUCUCUCUCUCUCGUUGCGAUUUCAGGAAAAUGGCCGAGGCCAAUAUUUCAGUAGCUCAGGACCAGUUCAUGUGUCCAGUGUGUCUGGAUCUCCUGAAGGAUCCGGUGACUAUCCCCUGUGGUCAAAGUUUCUGUAAGGCGUGUAUUAAUGGCUGCUGGGAUCAGGAGGAUCAGAAGGGCGUCUACAGCUGUCCUCAGUGCAGAGACACUUUCACGACAAGGCCUGUUCUACGCAGAAACAACAUGCUGGCUGAGGUGGUGGAGAAACUGAAGAAGACUGAAGUCCAAGCUGCUUCUCCUGCUCACUGUUACACUGGACCUGGAGAUGUGGAGUGUGAUUUCUGCACUGGGAGAAAACAUAAAGCCGUCAAGUCCUGUCCGAUUUGUUUGACUUCAUUUUGUGAAAUUCAUCUGAAACCUCAUCUUGAAGUUCCUGCUUUGAAAAAACACACAUUAAUUGAAGCCUCAGCAAAACUCCAAGAGAAGAUCUGCUCUGAACAUGACAAGCUGAUUGAGAUCUACUGUCGUACUGAUCAAACCAGCAUUUGUUAUUUGUGUACGAUGGAUCAUCACAAAGGUCACGACACCAUCACAGCCGCAGCAGAAAGAGCUGAGAAACAGACUGCGUAG
Molecule: messenger RNA, 877 nt
Organism: Neoarius graeffei (lesser salmon catfish)
Lineage: Eukaryota; Metazoa; Chordata; Actinopteri; Siluriformes; Ariidae
Product: E3 ubiquitin/ISG15 ligase TRIM25-like
Exons: 2
Coding region: 278-877 (199 amino acids)
Molecular function (GO): zinc ion binding
Source: RefSeq, a predicted model, not a curated record